AUGUACGAGUACCACGAUGUCCCCACAGCAGGACAUCCGGGAUACUCUCUUCUCACGCGAGACUUCUACUGGAACCACCAGUACAAGUGGGUGCGCAAGUACCGUGUGAAACCUGCGCCUCACUCGCAGGCUCCUCUGCAACCACUGCCGACUCCGUCGGAGUGUUGGGAGUCCGUUUCAUUGGACUUCGUGUUUGGUCUUCCGCGCGAUUCCAGGCGGAAGACUGGUAUUAUGGUCUUUGUAGACCGCUUCAGCAAGAUGGUGCAUCUCGCUGCUGUCGCAGCGGAGGUGACCUCCGUACAGACGGCACGUCUGUUCGUAGACAUGGUGUUGAAGCACCAUGGCAUGCCCAACGACUUUGUGUCGGACCGCGAUCCGCGCUUCACUGCGCAUCAUCCGAGGACGGACGGGCAAAACGAGCGCGUGAACCGCGUGCUUGUAGCCUUGCUGAAAAGUUAUGCCCAGUCGUUCCACAACUGA
Molecule: messenger RNA, 480 nt
Organism: Phytophthora megakarya
Lineage: Eukaryota; Oomycota; Peronosporomycetes; Peronosporales; Peronosporaceae
Source: the annotation of a GenBank genome assembly